Vespula pensylvanica (western yellowjacket) is the source of this 3606-nucleotide messenger RNA. It is a transcript of the gene Fatp1, whose product is annotated as long-chain fatty acid transport protein 4. Gene Ontology annotation, molecular function: long-chain fatty acid transmembrane transporter activity; long-chain fatty acid-CoA ligase activity. Lineage: Eukaryota; Metazoa; Arthropoda; Insecta; Hymenoptera; Vespidae. The coding region runs from base 291 to 2528 and encodes 745 amino acids. The record is from RefSeq and is a predicted model, not a curated record. Gene Ontology annotation, cellular component: endoplasmic reticulum. The transcript is spliced from 12 exons. Gene Ontology annotation, biological process: triglyceride homeostasis.
CACACACGGACAGAAAAAAAUAGGAAAAGAAGAAAAAAGAUAGAAAGAAAAAUAUAAGAAUGUACGUAAGAACGAACACGAACGUAUAAACGAAUGAACAAAUGUAUGAAUGAGUAAAUGAGCUAUGUCCUGUUAUAUAAACACUACCGCUGUUAGUCGAGGACAACCGUUAAUGAUGCGAAUAUUCACAAUCGAAAACUAUGAUAAGGAAUUAUGAUGAUGCGACGUGCGUGAAACGAUAGAUAUCGUGUUCGUUAAAGUUAUCUUUUAACACCAUCGACCUGAUAUAAAUGAUCAUUUUGAUAAUUAGGUACGUGCACGACGUAGAGAGGGGCAAAAUCCAUACAAGAGUAGGGGAAUCAUUGAACCGACCACAGGCAACGUCGAUGACGACGACGGCAUCGGUGCCGCAAGUCCGGAGUACGAACGAAGUAGUAGUCAAUCUUGGAGAGGGAAAAGAAGAAGAAGACUUGGUGGAUGUAACUACGUUAUCUGGUAGUACGCAGGCUAUAGGGGACACACGUGGCGGAUGUAGAAACUUAUCACCAACACGUUGCCAAACAAUCGGCCGUUUUCUUCGUCAACUAAUGCUAGUCAUGCUGUUAAUAACAUUUAUCGCAGCUUCAUUGGCCUUCCUGACACUUUACGUCGGCCACAUGUUUCUUCUACAACUUUUUGUUGUUGUGAUCGUUGCGUACUUCGUUGCUGGUGGUCGUCUAAGGUGGUUUUAUAUUGUCUUUCGUACAUUACCACGUGAUGUCAAAGGUUUGUUAAGAUACAUUAAACUUCUUUGGUUGAUUCGUGGUCAUGAAAAAAAAAAUAAAAGUGUUGCGGACAUAUUUCGGCAACAUGUUGCUCGACAUCCCAAUAAAGCGUGCAUCAUAUUCGAAGAUCAAGAAUGGACGUUCCAACAAAUCGAAGAUUUCAGUAACAAAGUUGCAACGACGUUUAAAAAUCAUGGUUAUAGGAAAGGAGAUGUGGUAGCAUUAUUGAUGGAAAAUCGUCCUGAUUUUGUUGGGAUUUGGCUUGGUUUAAGUAAAAUAGGCAUAAUAACGUCUCUGAUUAAUAUUAAUCUUCGAAAAUCUUCUCUAUUACAUAGCAUCGAUGUCGCUAAAUGUCAAGCAUUGAUUUAUAGUUCCGAAUUUACUGAAGUCGUCACGGAUAUUGCUAGCUCACUCAACGCAAAUAUGGGAUUCUACAAGUAUGGAAAUGAGGCAACAGCAGAUUCUGCGCAUUUAAAGGCAAAGAAUUUGACAAAUAUUUUAUCAGAAGUUUCUACAGUAUCACCAAUAUCACAAGACAAAAGUUGUUAUCACGAUGAUUUAUUAUAUAUUUAUACCAGUGGAACUACUGGUCUUCCGAAGGCUGCUGUAAUAACUAAUUCAAGAUUUAUAUUCAUCGCUAGUGGAAUUAAUAUCAUAGCUAAGAUGAGAUCUUCCGAUAUAUUGUAUACGCCAUUACCUUUGUAUCAUACAGCAGGUGGUGUUAUGUCAAUAGGUCAAGCCUUAUUACAUGGAAAUACGACUGUGAUUAGAAAGAAAUUCUCUGCCAGUGCUUAUUUUAAUGAUUGCAUUAAGUAUAAAUGCACGAUCGCACAAUACAUAGGAGAAAUGUGUCGUUACAUUUUAGCAGUACCAGUAAAACCUGAAGACAAACAACACACUCUUCGAAUGAUUUUUGGUAAUGGACUUAGACCACAAAUAUGGCGUCAAUUCGUAGCACGUUUUAAUAUACCUCAGGUUAUUGAAUUUUAUGGUGCUACCGAGGGUAACGCGAAUAUCGUAAAUAUCGAUAAUACUGUUGGAGCUAUUGGAUUCGUAUCACGAAUUAUUACAUCGGUGUAUCCAAUAUCUAUUAUUAAAGUAAAUGCUGAAGGAGAACCAAUAAGAAAUGCAAAAGGAUUGUGUCAAGUUUGUGCUCCAGACGAACCUGGUGUUUUCAUUGGAAAAAUUAUACCCAACAACCCGACACGAGCAUUUUUGGGAUACGUGGAUAAGAAAGCAUCGAACAGUAAAAUCGUACGCGACGUUUUCGCUAAAGGCGAUUCUGCUUUCAUAUCUGGUGACAUUCUUGUAGCAGACGAAUUAGGAUAUCUUUAUUUUAAAGAUAGAACGGGAGAUACGUUUAGAUGGAAAGGAGAAAAUGUUUCAACGUCCGAAGUCGAAGCCAUUAUUAGUAAUUUUAUAAAUUAUAAAGAUUGUAUAAUUUACGGUGUUGAGGUUCAUGGCGCAGAAGGAAGAGCUGGUAUGGCUGCUAUUUGUGACGAGAAUGACACGUUAAAUCUAAAACAAUUAUCAUCCGAUAUUAAAGAUCAAUUACCAUUUUAUGCUAGGCCUCAAUUUCUUCGAAUAUUGUCAAAAGUUGAUCUCACAAGUACAUUUAAAUUGAAGAAAAAGGAUUUACAAGAAGAUGGUUUCGAUCCCAAGAGAAUACAAGAUAAAUUAUAUUACUUAGAUUCCAAAUUGGGAUAUCAGUUGUUAACGAAAGAAGUAUUCGAUGAAAUUCAAACAGGAAAAAUUAAAUUAUAAAAUUGUUUCAACAAAUGAUACCGAGAAAAAUCGAGAAAAAAUGAUAUCGAGAAGAUGAUAUCGAGAUUAUGGAAUGAAAUAUUAUCCGCAAAAUGUAUGUCAUACGCUAUAUAAUGCUCUUUAUUGCUUAUAUAUGCUACGAUACGAUUUGACUGUGCUAAAUCUUUACAUUUACUAUUCACCACAUAAAUGGAGAACUCAUCUCGUUUUUAAAACACACACACAUAUAUAUAUAUUCUAAUUUUCCAAAAUUCAUUUGGAAAGUAAAUUGAAUUAGGUAAUGUUAAAGGAAACAAUUUAAUUCAUAUGACAUCUUCUGUCCAUUUGAAUUCGUAUACCGAUCAUAAGCGAUAAUCAAUAAUAUUCUUUGGAAUCAUUUAUUUAUAUUAAUAACAUAAUGCAGAUAUGUUGAUAUUAUAUAAAGGAAUAAUGAUUAGAAUGACUAAAAUAAUCGCUUGUCAUAUGAAUGUUUUCACAUCGUAUAUUGUUAUUUUAUAAUAAUAAUAAUCUAUAUAUGGAUAUACAUGGUAAUACAAAAUAACAGAUAAUAAUUUCAAAGCUUGUAAUUUCAUAAAUUAUCAACAAAUUUUAAUUAUUAUUUAAUAAAAAAAUAAAGAAUUCGAAUUUAUUAAUAAUUCAUGAAGUUACAACGUUUAAAGUUAUUGCUAAUUAUUUUGGACCUCCUUGUAUAUGCAAAGAGAGAGAGAGAGAGAGAGAGAUAUGUUUGUCUAUUUAUGUUUGUACAUAGCAAGUUAAUUUAAAUACUAUUGUCCGAAACCCCGGUAUAUCAAUAGCUUUUUGAAACGAUUGUAAUUUCCUAUUUCUUUUUUCUUUUUGGUUAAUAUUAAAAGUAUUUACUUAUAUAAGAUGUUUCAUGAGAGAGACAGAGAGAAAGAAAGUAUUUAUAUGGUGUAUAUUUAUGGCAUAUUAUAACGUGGUGAAAACUUUUACUUGUUAUUUGUUACUUUCUAGAAUAAAAGUUUUCUAUUUUUGUGUAUGCAAUCAAUAAUUAUACUUUUUAUUAUUUCUCAUUAAUUAAAUGAAACAAUAGUUGCAUAUUGCAAUUAAUUUUCAAAUA